Sabethes cyaneus is the source of this 1641-nucleotide messenger RNA. It is a transcript of the gene xit, whose product is annotated as probable dolichyl pyrophosphate Glc1Man9GlcNAc2 alpha-1,3-glucosyltransferase. Gene Ontology annotation, cellular component: endoplasmic reticulum membrane. Gene Ontology annotation, molecular function: dolichyl pyrophosphate Glc1Man9GlcNAc2 alpha-1,3-glucosyltransferase activity. Bases 6 to 1583 code for a protein of 525 amino acids. Gene Ontology annotation, biological process: protein N-linked glycosylation. The record is from RefSeq and is a predicted model, not a curated record. The transcript has 4 exons. Lineage: Eukaryota; Metazoa; Arthropoda; Insecta; Diptera; Culicidae.
CGCAUAUGUGGAAGAUAGAAAGUGUCGAUGUAAACAAUUUCGUGUCAGCAGUCUGUCUUUUAAGAUCGUUUCGUACCGGUCUGCAUUCGAGGAUGUUUUGGUACCUGUUUCUGCUUGCUACGGCACUUAAAAUUAUGUUCAUACCGGCAUACCGGUCGACAGAUUUUGAAGUGCAUCGUAAUUGGUUAGCCAUCACGCAUAGCAGACCGUUAGCGAAGUGGUAUUACGAUGCUACCAGCGAGUGGACGCUAGACUAUCCUCCGUUUUUUGCCUACUUUGAAUGGGUCCUUUCUCAGGUGGCGAAAUAUUUUGAUCCAGCCAUGUUAAGUGUUACAAACCUGAAUUACUCUUCUAUGAGUACGGUAUUUUUUCAGCGGUUUUCAGUGAUGGUAGCAGAUGUCAUGUUUGCGUUUGGUGUGAAACGAUGCAUGAAUGUUUUGGCCAAAACUGGCGCACAACACAUCGUCGGAUCAGCGCUUUUACUGACCAAUAUCGGACUGCUGAUGGUAGACCACAUUCACUUUCAGUACAAUGGAUUCCUUUUUGGCUUUUUACUUUUAAGUAUAAGUUAUGUAUUGACGGAAAACUACCUAACUUCUGCACUAUUCUUUGCGGUUCUACUAAAUCUAAAACAUAUCUUUAUUUACGUGGCACCGGUCUACGUCGUAUUUCUAUUACGAUUUUAUUGCUUCCGCAAUGGUGGAGCUAUAUUGAAAUUAAUUAAGCUCGGUGUGAUUGUCUCUGGAAUUUGUUUGCUCUCGUUUGGACCGUUCUAUAAUGACAUACCACAGGUGUUUUCAAGGCUAUUUCCGUUCAAACGAGGACUCACCCAUGCUUACUGGGCGCCCAAUUUUUGGGCGUUGUACAACUUUGCCGAUAAAGCUUUAUCAUUUUAUUUGGGAAAGAAAUCUAUAGGCUCGCGUAAUACCGGAGGUCUUGUACAGACGUUUACACACAAUGUACUUCCAUCAAUAUCGCCAUUGAUAACGUUUGUGUUGUCUGCUAUAACUAUGAUUCCAGCUCUGUAUAAGCUAUGGACUCUGAAACACUCUCCCAGUCUUGGACUCAAUUUUAUCCGAGCUAUAACAAUAUGUGCGUGUUCGUCAUUUAUGUUCGGUUGGCACGUCCACGAGAAAGCCAUUCUAAUGAUGCUUAUCCCGCUCACGAUUCUUUCUAUCACGAAUCGCACCGACGCCCGCUGGACACUAUUUCUGGGCAUCGUUGGGCAUUAUUCGCUAUUUCCUUUACUUUUUAAGCCAGAAUUAAUUUUAGUCAAACACGCGAUGCACGUUGUUUACACCGGAAUCAGUGUACUUCUCUAUCGCAAUAUCCAUGGCGGACAGUUUUUAACGAUACCGGAACGGCUUUAUUUAUUUGGAUUCGUGUUCAUCUCCCUCUUGGAGAACAUAAUCUACCCUUUUCUGAACCUGGACCGAACACUUCCUUUCAUUCCCCUUAUGGUAAUAAGCGUGUAUUCCGCUUUGGGAAUUCUGUACUUUUGGAUAGUGUACCAAAAACAUUUUUUCGCUCAAACCCCAUUCCAAACGUCAAAGGCAGGACUUUCGAAAACAAAAAUGAAAUAAGUCAACAGUAACACCAAAUAGCCAGUUUGCAUCAAACCCAAAAUAUAUUUAAAGUUUA